Messenger RNA from Ochlerotatus camptorhynchus, 1006 nucleotides. RefSeq lists its product as uncharacterized. NCBI's taxonomy places the organism in Eukaryota, Metazoa, Arthropoda, Insecta, Diptera, Culicidae. The coding region runs from base 135 to 896 and encodes 253 amino acids. The record is from RefSeq and is a predicted model, not a curated record. The transcript has 4 exons.
AGAAGAAUUUCAUUCGUGAAUUCACUUUCGCAGUCGAAGGGAGUGCUGUCGUGUUAUUCGAGUCGAUUGAUAAGCGUGAUUAGUUUCGGGAGUAGAGCGAGUGAGCGAGGCGAUAUUUGACAAAGAAAGGAAUUAUGGCACUGACGAGGAGGUCAUGGCUCGUGGCCGUUACCAUGGCGGCGCUGCUGCUAGGAGAAUUUUCUCCGCUCGUCAAAGGAUUUCCUCGUUAUGAAGGUAAUGGAUGCCCACGGCAGUCGCCCUCUCUGAACAAGUGUAUCCAAGAUAACAUCCAGUACUACGUUUCGUACAUGUCCAAUGGGAAGAUCUCCGAUCGAAUAUACGUGAUGUCAAUCGAUCCGCUUGCGUUCCCGAAUGCCACCCUGGUGCGAAACAGGAACAUCCACACGUACUUCCAGAGCCGGGAGAUGCGAGGAUUUAAGAAUUCCUUUGUCACAGAUGUGAAGGCAGAUUUGAACAAACUUGAAUUUUUGCUGCAAUUCCAUAUGCCUGCUCUGGAUGUGCAUGGAUCGUACAGGGCUGAACUGGCCAAUGACAGACAGAUAGCAGAGUGGGCCAAAAUGUUCUCCUCGAUUCGAAACUCCACCCUGCGUAUGCACCUAAAGGGAAUGACCUACGAGAGCGACGACCGGAUAUACGUGCGGGUAAAUAUUACGGAUUUUGACAUCACCAUCGGCGAUCACACGGUGGGCUUCGGUUGGUUCACCAUGAGUGGAAACUACACGGAGCACAGCCAAAUGUUCGAUCUGGAACGGGGGCGAAACAUCCUUUCGAUUGUGGAGAGCGAAUUUACGCAAAGCUUCCGGGCGAACUUCCAGCAACUGCUGAACGAUAUUCUGCGACUGGCGCCGUUCGAAAAAUUCUUUUCGAGUCAGUGAUGGGUGCUAUGUGACGCGGGAGAGGUUAUCGCAGUGAUACAUACGUACAGGCGACGAAUGUAAAUAGAACUUUAUUUGUAUUAAUAAAUGAAUAUUUAUUUUUGUACAAA